AAACAGGUUGUUUAGGACUUACCCAUAUUAUAAUCUGAAUGUUUAUUUGAAAAACAUGGAAAAGCAAAUUAAACGAAACCACAGCUGCAAACAUAAGAUUUGUAGAAGAACAAGGUAUCGUAACUACAAGUUCUGCUAUCUGCACAUUCUUGAUGACAAGUCAGCCCCCUUUACAACAUGUCAAUAUAUAUCCAAUGUUACCAAAAGAAAAUGUUCGAAUCCAGCGUUGAAACCAGAUCGCAGCAACAGCACCGUGCCUUGCUUAUGUGAGAUACACAACAAUGCGAAAAGUCAAACCAACAGAAUCAAAUAUCGAAGUCAUAGAAAGAAGAAUUCAAAGCUUGCUGACAGAGACUACCAACCAACACUUCUUCAAAAACUUCGUAAACAUCAUAAAAGCAAUGAUGGUGAAGCAAAACAUAACACAGAUGAUGAAAGCGGACAACCAUAUGACUUGGCAAUGGAACAAUUGGAACUCGACACAUAUGAGAACAGACAGUGGGUGACGGGACUUUCUACAAGCUGGAAAUCGGGAGAAGCAGAUAUUGAUGUAGAUUUGGUUGAAGAUUUGAACAACCCAUUAAAAUAUGCAGGAGCAUACACUGCAGAGGAAGUGAUUUCAAUGUCGAAAGAUCGUUUAGUUCGAUUGCAGUCGUUAUACAUCGAUCAGUUCAAACAUCUUCACCGAACACUACAAGAAGGGAGGAGAAAAUAUUUGGUUGAUAAAUCCAUUGAAGAACAACAAGGUUCCUCUCACUCAUCCUCCAAACAACUCUCCUCCAGGAGCGAGCAUCAUCAUCUCCACGAACUCAAAUCCCUCGUUGGAUUCCGAAGAAGAUCAGGAGAGGAAAUUCUUCUCCAUAAAAAGUUGAAAAAAAGAAGACUUGAGAUUACAAAGGGAAAAACUGUAAUGCCCUUGGAGGCACAACCACACCGGUCAAGGUGUAGUCACGUGACCAAGAAUACAAGGUGCAAAUCAAGCUGCCUGCCAUACACUAAAUACUGCACUGCACAUAUUUUGGAAGACCCGUUACAAAUAAUGUACAAGAAAUGCAACUGGAAAGGCUGCACAAUCCCAGUGUGUGUGAUGUCAUUAGAACAAAGCAAACAGAAAGCGCAAUGCUUUUGUCCUGCUCAUAGGAAACUGCCAGAGUUCUCACAGAAACUGGAGAAACUAGUGUCUAACAUUGGUGAAGCUAAUACUGUUAUUGUGACUGAUAAUGUUUCUGUGAAGGAGGAAACAAAGGAACAAGAUGUAGAAAUUGCUGAAGUGUUGGGUGAUAUUCUAACUACUGUAGAAGAUGGAUUGAAUAUCAUUAACAUGGAAACUUUGAUUGAACCAAAGGAAGAAAUGGUGAAUGGUAUUGAAGAUGACAAGGAAGAAGUGAUCCCAAUACCUCCCCCUGUGGUUGAUGAUACACCCAUGAUCUUAGUGGAGGAGGACUCUAUGGGUGUUGAGGAGCAUCAGGUUGAAUCUCAUCCUCCCAUGGAUGUGGAUCCUCCGGAAGAUGUUGAUUUUUCCAAGAGUUCUUCCGUCAUUAACUCUAUUUCAACGGGUCAGCUCUUCAUGGUUAGUAAUUCACCAGAUGAGGGAGCCCUUCACCUUGAGCCGUUGAUUCCGUCGCUGUCAAGCCAUGGCCACACGGUGUCAGUGUUACCUUCCGAAAACAAUAACGACUCGUGUGAAAAAUUUUUGCGAGAGAAAGGCUAUGCGGAAAAUGCAGAAACAGAAAGUCGGCAGAGCGUAACACUCGAAAUCGGUGAUGCGAAACAAAGUAAAUCGAUAGAAGCAAAAGUUCAACACCAGGGGGCAAUAAUAUCGGUGAGCAACGAACGAACAAAAUAUGAAAAAACUUCCAAGAAAAUCGUCACAACCACUCUCGUACCCCCUGUUGAAACGAAGCGGGAGACAUCUGAUAAGGAAGAGCAUUUGGAGGAAGAUGUUUCAACCGCAUCCAAUAUUUCGAGGAUUCCUGUUGAAUCACUACCCCCACCAAGUGGUAAGCCACCACCACUUGCGUUGCUGCCGAGUGUUAAGUUAAAUAUGAAGACAGUUCAAUCACGUGAAACUUCAUCAUCAGUUCAUAUGAUCCAAUCAUGUGCUGAUCAUAAACUUCAAUCACCUGAAACUCUAUCACCAGAUCAUAUGAUUCAAUCACGUGAAACUUCUUCACCAGAUCAUAUGAUUCAAUCACGUGAAACUCCAUCAUCAGAUCAUAUGAUUCAAUCACAUGAAACUCCAUCAUCAGAUAAUAUGAUACAAUCAUGUGAAUAUAAUGAACCCAAAACAGAUGAAAUUUCCAAAGUACAAUCACCUGUUCAUGAUGAAGCUGAUUCAUGUGAUCAUGAUGAGCCAAUAGUUCAUAAAGAUGAAUCAUCACAAGUUCCACCAACAACCAGUGAUGAGAAACUGCCUCCCACAUGUGAAGUUUCAACGCUGGUUUCAACUUCGAAUCAAGAUGUUGUUACAACAGACCCUAUACCCGAUGUCAAGCCACCAAGAGAGCAAAACAAAGAAGACGAAUAUCAUGAUUCGUCGGAUUCCUCUAUGCCAGCCUCCCCUGCCAGCAAGAGUGUUUCGCCGAUGGGUGGCGAUCGUAAGCCGUCCAGCGCUGACGAGGAAACAGCUGUUGCUUCUCUUCUGUCUCUCUGCAGCGCGACCGAGCGAUGACGUUAUAACAAUGAAUUGUGACGUCCUAAUGCGACAUGGUGACGUCAUAAUAUCGACAUGUUAGUAAAACUCACACCAACACCUGCAUGCAUUGAAACGCACGGCCACAUUUGAAAAUAUUUUGUUUUAUUUAUUCGGGUGUGUUCGUAUGAUCUUUUCACCGAGUACGUUCUUUGUAAAUCACUAAACCCGCUAUUUUGGCAGGUGUACUACACUUUCAAAGUUUGUUCAUUUUCUGUUUUAUUACAAAAAAAUCGUCGCCCGU
This is a messenger RNA of Ciona intestinalis (vase tunicate), 2936 nucleotides long. RefSeq lists its product as uncharacterized. Gene Ontology annotation, cellular component: NSL complex. The record is from RefSeq and is a predicted model, not a curated record. NCBI's taxonomy places the organism in Eukaryota, Metazoa, Chordata, Ascidiacea, Phlebobranchia, Cionidae.